Molecule: messenger RNA, 285 nt
Organism: Loa loa (African eye worm)
Lineage: Eukaryota; Metazoa; Nematoda; Chromadorea; Rhabditida; Onchocercidae
Exons: 2
Source: RefSeq, a predicted model, not a curated record
AUGGCGAUGGUAGUAAUAGUGGCGGUAACUGCAACGUUUCGAUCCACAGACUUUUCGAGAAGGAAGGAUAAUUAUGAUAGCAACGUGAAGGAGGCACAUAGAGGAUGCCAUAAAAUUAAGUCGACAGACGGAUGCACUACCACCGGAAAAGCAGCAGUAGCAGUACUAGCAGUACUAGCAGCAGUAGCAGUAAUAGCAGCAGUAGCAGUACUAGCAGUACUAGCAGCAGUAGCAGUAAUAGCAGCAGUAGCAGUACUAGCAGUACUAGCAGCAGUAGCAGUAGCA